GGAAACACAUGAUUUUUUUUAUAGAAGAAUAUAGAGUAUGUAUAUUCAUAGAAUGAGCUUUGUAGGCCUUAAUAUUAUGUAAAAAAAUUUCCAUUAACAUUGAAAUAUGGCGGUAGCACGUAGCCAGAAUAAACUGCUAAGAUAAGUUUGUGAUUACCCUUUCUUCAUAUUCCACCGCCUACCAUCACUUUUUUUUUUUCGGCGACCAAGUGACCGCAUGUAGAAUUAAUAUCAGUAUUCUUCUAUUCAUAAAUCUUUUAUUUUAUUUUAUACCCCUUCCCCUGGAGGCCUUUGUUGUGUGAGUGUCUGACCCAAACCGAAAGCAGGUCAACCUGCCAACAAAUGUCCCAUUCGCUUCAUAACGUAAAUCCAGCGAAAUCGCCAGCUAACAAGGUGGCAGAGUUCAAAGUUCUGAAGAGACACACUGUAAUUAUGAAUUCCGGUUGGGAAAGGGGGGACCACAAGUGUAUACAGGGGUUGAGUUGGAGUAAAAUUAGGUACAGUAGAGUAAAGGACACAACCAUGACAAAGAGGGGGAGGGGGGUAUAAGAGAUACUGAGGGAAAUUGAGAGGCGGGCACAAGAUGAAGAAUAGGAAUAGCAUAGAUAGAACUGGAAAGGGUUAAGGGAGAGAGAAAUGAGAGAAAGAAGGUUGGAGCGGAUUAACAGCAAUUCAGAAAGCAUACAUGCAGAACUGCAUACAGUACAUGCAUCAUUUGCGUGUGCGUGCAGCACAUGGACAAUUUGUCAGUCGUGUGCGUGUGCGUUUUUGAGGGAGUGUGUUUUCAAGGGCGCCUCAGAGCGAAGUUCCUCAAUCCGCAUUGUGUCAAAUCAACUUUUGUUCUCACACAGUGAAGUCAUGCUGUGCUCGUUUUCUCUCAGACUUUUGUACAACUUGUCAUCUUCACGCUGCACUUCAUGUUCUUGCACCAUAAUGGCUUGAAAUGUGAACUGACUCGAUGUUUUGUAUUUUGUUUCUCCCAUUUCCAGCUAGACCGUAUCCUAUAUGAACAGUGAGGACGGGAGGCAGCCUGUGAUAGUCAGAAUGGGGGACACAGCGGCGGGAACUGUAGCCUCGAGUGUUAGCCUGACUUAUGCCGCCGUGGGCGAGGCGGGGAACGGCAGCACGACUGGGUACACUAAUCUCAACGGAUUCGAUCUGAACUCCACAGUACCAGCGCCACUCGAACCCCCAUAUACCCUCAGUCUCGGCGCUACCAUCGGACUUGGGAUCGUCUUUGGAAUCAUAAUUCUCACCACUCUUAUUGGAAACAUUUUAGUGUGUUUAUCACCCCUUGUGUGUCACAGACUACGUACAGCGACCUAUACUUUUCUCGUUUCUCUCGCCAUAGCGGAUUUAUUGCUUGGAAUAACCGUACUACCCUUUAGUGCUUAUAAUACUUUGAAACCCAUGCAAUGGAUCUUUACGCCCAUCUACUGUAACAUUUAUGUGUCCUGCGAUGUUAUGUUCUGUACGUCUUCCAUACUCCAUUUGCUUGUAAUAAGUUUAGACCGUUACGUAGCCAUCACGCGCCCUUAUGCCUAUCAACGCAAUAUGAACAGAAAGAAAGCAUAUGCAGCGUUGGCUGUUGUGUGGACCAUCUCAUUACUAAUUUCCUUUCUGCCAUUACAUCUGGGAUGGAACACUGAAGACGGUAAGGUCCAAAAUUAUGAGAACCCCAGAAUAUGUGGACUAGACAGCAACAGAUACUACGCCUUAUUUGAUGGCAUCGUCUUAUUUUUUAUUCCACUCAUUGUGAUGUCCCUGGUAUAUGUUCGCUUGGUCUUCAUCGCCAAUAGACAGGCACGUGCAAUCCAAAAACUCAUGAUCAGCAGCAAAAACGAGACGAGCGAGGAGCGCGCCAACCGCAGACGAUCGGUCGAUGAACACCGCGCGCUCAAAAUUAUCGCGAUAGUGAUGGGGGCGUUUGUCGUCUGCUGGGUACCGUACUUUACACAGUUUACGUUCAGAGACGUGGGACAGUGGAAUAUUGAUCCAGUGCUAUUUGAAGUGCUUCUCUGGUUGGGCUACCUUAAUAGUCUCAUAAACCCUGUGGUCUACGCCUGCAUGAAUCGGGAAUUCCGACGCGCUUUCAAGCGCCUCCUGUCAUGCAUGCGCUGGAACCCACCCGACGAUACCAUUGACUCGCGAUACUACACCACGCAGUACUCAAGUCGUAGUGAUCGCAGAAGCGUGGGAUCGGGCUCCAAAAAUGGAGUUGUCCGAUAUAGUGCCUCGAAUCACCAGACGACAGGGAAUGGUUCUAAUAACUACACACUUCAGCUGCCCAUUAAAAAGAACGGGAUUUACAUGAAGCUAUUCAGGUCUUCCAGUCGGGACAGUGGUACACGACCCCAGCCCACAUGACAUAAGGAGACACGUGUGUAGUUUAGGUGGUAAUUAUUAAGUUUUUCAAUAAACUCGCUUACAAUUAUUAUGGCUGCUAGAGUUGGUAAUUCUUAUGAAUUAAGCAUGGUAGAAAUCAAUCAUAUGGUGUUGUUUUACCAGAAGCAGCUUGUCCUAUUAUUUAAAAAGGGUAAACCCUGACGAACAAUGGUAUUUUAUUUGAUGCUGAUGUGUUGUAAUGCAAUGUAAUUUCCGGCCUGGUACGAUAAGGGGAUCAAAUCUGUCAUCGGAGGUAUGCACAUUUUUAUAAGUUAAUGGAAAGGCAAAUAUUCAUAAUAUGAUUAUUGUUAAUUGUUAGCAUUGCUGUAUAUUAGGAAACACCUACACGUUGGGGUUUAGGGGCAUGAAUUGCCCUUGAUAAAUUUGCCAUGACAAUUUGCAAUAUUCCUGAUAUCAGCAGAAUUAAAAUAGAAUGUGUGUUAAAUUUGCGAAACAAGACAGCGAACUGGAGUUUUACUGCCACAAUUAUUUAGAGCGGGAAAGCGUGAGAUGACCGGGAAACUUCCUGAACGGAAUUGAAGAUCAUUCAUUUACAUUCAGUUUUACUACUUGUGUAAUAUUAUAGAGCUCAUGUGUGCCUAUGAAGUGAUUAGCUCAAAAGGAUAUCAGUGGAACCAGUUGGCUUUUCUCCUUUUUGUUCUUCAAUUGAUUUAGAAUUGAAUGAAUCUGAUUUGAUUUUUGCUAAAAGUAUCUUAAUGUGAAAUUCGUAGCAUCUGAGUCGAAAUGCUAUGAUUUGAAAACAUGGUUCUUCUAAAAAUUGGCACCCAUUGCGAAUACCGAACGCGAGCUUCCCUUUUUGAUGUGCGACAUUGCGGUAAGAUCGUAUUAGAAAAUGCUUACCAUCCUUACAGAGCGAAGUGUAUUCCUAAUGUAACUGGAUAAUUUUGUACCGCAAAGUGCUGAUUGUGCUCCAAAACAUAUUUGUGUCGUUAAGAAAAGAAAAGAUAAGAAAAUAUUAUAUUUGAUAUUAUUGUAAAAAAAGUUGGCAAAUAUUUAGAUAUGGUAUAUACGGCUUCACAUAAAUUGUGUUAACUAAGCUUCCAUUGAAAGAUAAAUACCUAAGCAUUCAUGUUAUAUGCACAAAAGAUCUUGUACAAAAGGUAUGUAUGAAAUUUCAUUUCAUUCUUACGUUUUCGGUCUAGCAAAAUAGCAAACAUCAUUUAGACAUGUUUGACUAUGAUGCUUUUUUCUUCUCGUCCUUUUCACUUAAAUGCAUUGCUUUGAGAAACAAAUAAUAUGUAUGAAUUAUUUUAUUAUUUAAGAUGAAAGAUUAACAUGGUUUAUAUAAUGCGAUUCCCUGUGUCUCCUAUUAAUAGUAGGCCUAUUCAUUUGCUAUCCAUGGAAAAUAAUCAUUGUACUACUGGCAUGACUGGUGAAAUAAAGAAAGAAAACGGGUUUUUCUUGCCUAUCCCUACAAAUUUUGAGUCCAGUCAAGUACAACACGCAUGCGCAUUUGAAAGUUAUAUGUGAAGAUUAAAGGACAAGUCCACCCCAACAAAAAGUUGAUCCAACAAGAAUAACACUGAAGAUUCUAUUAUAUGAAAUAUGAAAUAUCUUAAUUUUCUCCUCAUUGGAAGGUGAAAUAAGUUUACUUCCUCCAUGAACAUGGGGAAUUACAAUUGUUCUAACACUUUAUGGUUCAGUAAAACUGGUCCUUAUUGUGAAAUUUGUAAGAAUUGAAAUAUUGUAUAAUUCAAACAAUAAAAAACAAAAUAAAUAGUGAGUGGAGGACAUCACCGACUCUCUCAUUUAUGUGUUGCCGAGUUGUGCAUUUAACUGUUUUGUGAAAAAUAAGCUAAACUUUAAAAUGUCAUAACUUUCUUAUUUUACAUCCGAUUUUGAUGAGAUUUUCAAUGUUAUUCUUGUUUGAUUUUUCUCUAUUGAUUCAAAUCAACAAUUUUCUAGGGUGGACUUGACCUUUAAGGAAGAGUUCACUGACACUGCCCCGCCCCUCAAGUUCAGAUCUUAUGUUUACUGAUAUUGUGGUUAUAAUUUGGUACUAUCUCUGUCAACAUGGUCAAUUGUCGCCCAUCCGUUUGCUUUCGUUAUAUUCUUUGCUUUGCCAUCUCCAGGUUCAAAUCAUUUUUAGUUUCAUUCUAAAAAAAAAUGAUAACUUGUACUCAAAAUUCUACCUCUAUUUCAAAUUGCUCAUUAUCAUAGUUAUCUAGUAGUGUUUUCAUAAACUUAAUGGAGAAAAUUACACGUAUGCUUUCUUCUAAGAGCAAGAAGGAAAUUUUUCAGACAGUGGAGAUAUUUGUCCCAAUCAUGUUUGUGACGAUCAGUUACUAUUUAACGUAGCACAGGUCAAGGUAGACGUCGAUUUUUUUAUCGUUAGGACAUUUGUAACUUCCGUCAACCCUGUUUUCAACAUUUAUCGGUGAUUGAUUCUCUAUCUGACAAGUUCAAAGAGAGCAACAGUUGUGUUCUACAAAAAAAAAACGUGUUUCUCGCUAAAAUGGCUGAGGUAUAGUAAGGGAGUAUCUGCGCUUGAUUGGAGUGAGUGAGUGGGCGACUGUGAGGGUGUGUGUGUGUAUCUGGGGUGGUUUGCUACAAUCCAUUGUCAUUUUUAGACACUAUAAUGUUAGUGUGAAAGUCUUGAAUCAAAUAUGACAUAAUUUUUUUUCAUUCAACAUCAAUACAAAGUACAUUUUACCUACGGCAUUUUCGACGUCCCGCCCGUGUGUGUGUGUUUUUUUUUUUAGGCACGUUAGGUGGACGGCGUUCCCGUUUAAGCUUCUGUUUUCCACAAUACUAUUUGGGUAAUGGUAUUUUGUUUUUGUAUAUUGAUGUAUCUGUCAGAUUGGUUAUAUCAGGGAAGUGGGAGUACGCUGGUUGUAUGCAUCAUGCCACAUUAAAUGGAACAGUAAUAUAUAUAAGUCAACCAAAUGUGUCUGCAUAGUGAUCAUCUUUGUGAUUUAAUUUUUGCUGAAUAAUCAAUGUUGGAAAGGUUGGGUUCGACGCACUCAAUGAUUUUUCUCUGGCCAUGUUGCAACUCAGUUGUACAUGGGGAGUACCGAUGUCAAAAGUGGCGGCACCAAGCAUUUUAAGAUAGAAGAGAGAAAAGGAAAGCGGACAGGGGCGGACAGGAAAAAAUGUCACCUGAACUGCAAGAUACAGCUACAACGUAAGAACAAAGAAUUAAUGGUAAUUAACCAUUAUACGGGAUUUAUGCAUGCAUGCUUUACCCGCAGUCACGAAAAGGAAGACCUAUAUCUUUGGCGAUAUUAACGAUAGAGGAUGUGAGUUACACGAUCCUAAGGCGAAAAGUCGCAUUAACUUACCGAUAUCAAUAUUACCAAGACAAAAUGUGGAAGUUCAAUUUGACGUUUCCUGGUGUGACAUGGUCCUAUUGCCGAUGGAAAGGUUGAUAAAUUAAUGGGAAAAGGGCAAUCAAGGAAAAAAGUAAAUGAUAUUACGUUGAUCAUGUUAACCAUGUUAGGGUGGCAUUUACCAAGGGACCGAGAUCUUCCGAACGUGUUCUGUGUGAAAGAAAGACUUUUUACACCUGCAGUGCAUGUUAGUACAAAACUGGCUAUAACCUUCCAAGGUUUAUUCAAGUCCAUAGCAUGGAGAGAAUAAUUAGUAGAGAAUUCCAACAAACACUUAAAAUCGUAUCUUUGUGUGCAGAUUCACAGACAGCAACAAUGGUAGACUUUGCAAUGCACCCACUUUCCUUCGGUGUAGGGUUCGUGAAAGGACUUCAACACUAUUGCUCUAUCUGUGAUAAUUCCUUUUUGAUGCAUCCCUUGCUUCAUAAACCAGUUGUGAUUUGAGAUGGAUAUAUUAUCAUUGCGGAUUAUGAUCAUUUAUGCAUCGAUAUGAAAAUCCGUUUCUACGAAUUAUUAUUGCAUUUACAUUCCCCUUUGAUGUUGGAGCGUCCCCUUUUAUGGCUUAAGCCUUAAUUCAUGAUCGUGUCCUCCACAAUAUUCAUGUUGCGAUAUUGUUCCAUUCGACAUGGCGUAUCUGGUUUUCAUGCAUGCCCGAGUGUUCAUGACGCUGGUGAAAAAGCAAUGAAUGUGGGGAACUCUUUCUCUCGAAAAUAACGGGCACAUUUUCGCCGGUUGAAUGCCUUCGAAUGUUACGGAUCGAUUCGCCAAUAAAGGACAAAUUUAAUGAUCUGAAGAGGCUUUAGAGCGUGACAGAAUGAUGUGCAGGUGACGGGGUAAGGGGGAAUAUGAUAAGGCCAAAAACAUGCCCUCUUCCUAAAAUGCCAAGAAUGGGAAACUUUGUUUUGCAUGGAAAAAAUUAUAUGAUUGUAUUUCCCUCACCAUAUGUCGGUAGCUGCUGUCUAAACCAAUUAAAAUAUUGAUAUAACGUCUCUGUCGAUUAACUCUUUGCACGCUGAUUUAAUUUUGGGGGAUCAUAAUGAUAAUUGUUUCCACGUUAUGUUUUUUUAAUUCAAAAUAUCCAUAUUCCACCAUUGAUACUUAAUAUUAUUCUAUAGAUGUCAUCCAAGAACUGUUGCCUUUCCUUUGCUCACCUUAUUUGAAGGUAGGAGAGAAAAUUAUCACGAUUGUUGAAUUUAAUUGUUCGAAUGCGCAACAUCAGCGCGCAAAGGGUUAAAGUGAGAUAAAAACAUCCCGUCGUUUUUUGGUUUGAAAGGAUGUAAUAAUUCUGAGUACAUUGUCGAAAUGUUGAAAAAUCCAGGCAAUUCCGUUGUAACAACGUUUAUCUGGUAAUUGAAAAGUGGCAUUGAUGGCAAAUACAAUAGGGGAGAUGGGACAUGGAAAAGGGACCAUUUACUAAACAAUGGUAAAUUUCCAUGGUUACCAAGGGUAAAUUAUCUGAAAAGAGUCUUCAAACACAAAUGGCGAUAAUUGAGAAAAUGUGAGAAAGGGCCGGGAAGCGUUUGACCACUUCCACCGUUUCAUAUUUAAGAGCACAUCUUUCCCAUUUAAAAUGAUUUAAUAUGAAAUGAAUUCUCCCCUAGACUAUGCAACACUUUCUGUGAGCCCCCCCCCCCCCCCCACUAAUCGCCUGUUUAUUGUACUUUGUGACUAAAGGCUGAAUGUGAAGAAGAAUCCUAGAGACAGUGCGUGCCACCCGCUUGGCUAUUUUUUAUAAUGGUACCCUCAAAUUAUUGAAAGUUAAUGAACAUAAUCAACCGCAUAUUUUUUCCUUGGUAAAACCCAUGACCAAUAAGUCGAUAAAAAUAGCAGAAUAAAUGGUGAUGUGAUAUUAUGAUGUGGGUUUUGGUGUCUGCUUGAGGCGGGUGGUUUGUAGUCUGAACUUGGGGGUAUUGUCUGUUCUAUUUUUUAUCAUGAUGACAAUGUCUCGGAAUUGCAUGAUUUGCUCUGAGAUUGCUUUGGUUACUACCCUUUUCGAAAAUAUGUUUCCAAACAAUAUCAUGUGAUACAUGACAAAACGUGCAUGCAGCUACGUAAUAACUAUAGUUUAAAAAAAUAAUCUCUAACAUUUCAAGAGAAGUCAGAUCGGAAUUUUUGUAAUUGUCUCUGUAACUAUUCUCUUUAGGGUACAUGGCGAGAUGUCAAGAGGUUUAUUAGUGUGAUUCGCCAAAUUCAGUUCUGAUAACAACUUGUAACGCCUGUUUUUUUUAUCAUUUUACCGAUAGGCCCAUUUGAUUUUGGACUCGGAAAACCCCCAACAAAACCCCAAACUCUUGAAACAAUCAUGAAAAUGUUGUGAAAGAAGUGUGCACUGGAUAGAUUUCAUUAAGCUGUUCGUGAGUUACGCAUGACUUUAUCCAUAACAUGUGUCGGGAGAGACCCAGGUGAAUGUUCAACGUUGGUCUUAAUUUCCAGUACCCUAAUUAAUAUCGUCUAAAAACAACUGUACAACGAAAUGCUUUUUUACGAAGAUCGUAUGACAAUCUAACGUUGAUGAGAACUUUAAUAAUUGGGAAUCUUAAUUAACACCUGAGAACAUGCCCCAUCAGCUUGUAAGGCCACGCGAAAUAUACGAACUGCAAUAUCAUUGUUUGUGAACUAGUCCCCGGGUGCAGUACUGCCCAGGUAUGUAAGACUAUUCUGAUUAUUGAUGAAUGUGUGGUUGUGAGUGAGAAUAUGGGUGGGUGUGCAUGGGUAUUUGUUCACACUUACCCCGCUGGCAAUCGAGGACCUACACACGCCGACGUUCACGUUCAAAACCUAAACACACACAGGGAACCGAGGACAGUUUUGAAAUCCGAAGUUGGUCAUGCAAAUUGCAAGUAGUCCGAAAUCAUAAUGCUUUUGCAAUUUGCUUUACAUGUUACAGAUACAAAGUUCUGGGUUAGCAAUGAUAAGAGAUAUCGGUUGUACAGAACGAUUUCAUAAUGAUCAUCCGUUGACCAGACACAAGUCAUUGAUUAUGUAUUAGAAUACUAUACUGAAAAAAAAAAUGUCCUCGAUUACUUUGUAUGUGUGUUCGUGUGGGUGCGAGGGUGUGUUGGUCGUGGUGCAACGCGAUUUACAUCACAGUCCACAGAAUAUCAUAAGCCAAUCCAGUGCAACAAACUUAGACCCCACUUCGUGGUAAAAGACUCUUAAUCAAGUUCAUGCUUCAUAAUCCAUAAUUUAUUUUUCAAGAUAGAUGCCGGUUGUGAUGCUACUUCGAAUGUCGCUAUGUUAUCGGGGUGUGAAUGUCAAAAAUGUGAUAUGUUGAUUAGGGGAAUAAGUAGUAUUGUGAAUGUAAAGUGAGACAUGCAGGUCUUUCAAGUGAAUGGAAUUGUUUAUAGGAGUGAUAUACAGACACCUUUUGUGUAAAGCGUGUUUUGGCGUGUGUGAGAGGCUAAUCGUUCAUUGUGAUUUUUUACGCUGCCAUAUUGACCGAGAAACACGGAGUCAAAAUUUCCAAUUUUGAUGGAUGAAUAAUACAAACAAGAAUAGACAUGUCGAAUAGACAGGUCAGAGGCUGUGUACUUGAUAUCUUUCCUGCUAGGAAUGUGUACACGUACAAGGUGGAAACAGAGUAAUUUGUCUUUACCUGUGACGGAACUUGUAUGAACAGUGAACCAUUGUAGUGUAACAACCCUCCCACUGGCACAUAAACACAAAAGAAACAAAUUAACUCUUGAUAUAAUCGAAGAUGUUCCACGAGGAGGAAAGUGGUUUGCGCGAGAAAUGUAGGCAAAGAUUUAAUUGAGCGACAUUAUUUCAGACCAGACAUGUGCACUUUAUAGGUGGAAUGGAUCAUGUUCGAUUACCAAUAAUGUUGUGUUCUUAAUUUGUAAAUGCAUCGUACGAUGAAUGUGCAUUUAAACGAAUGGUAAACCAACCGUGGCCAUUAAAACUGUCACAUUUCUUCUCUCUCCAUGGAAACAUGGUCGUGACGUUCGAAUGUACUUUGUAAAGUUGUAUGUUGAAAACUCCAUGAUGAGGAUAAUCAGUUUGAUCAAGACCGUUUUUCAUCCAUAUUGUCUACAUAUUAAGCAAUUUAGGGUUUCCUUUCAAGAACAGGAAGAUAUAUUUUAGCAUGGUACAUGGUUAAGGUUACAAGGCUAGUACUGAAAUAUUUGUAAUUUUUUUAUAAAAGUAAAACCCCACUUCCCUGCCCCCUCACACUCCCUCUUGCAGUAUUCAUAUGACGCAAAUGAUAUGUAAGGAGAACUUCCAAACGUUAUUCGCUGGGAUUGUGUUAAAUAAAUGCAUAUUUCUGAUGCCAACCGAAACGUUAUUGCAUAUCCUAAUAUUAUAUAUAGGAAUAACACAUUAACAUUUUGUCCUUCUUUAUAGUAAUGAAUAAAUAUUGAGAAUUUUGAAUAAUAUUCAACCACAGAUAUUGAUUUUUUUAUAUUAUCAUUAUAUGAAAUACGAAGUUAGCUUGGCUCCCAUAUGGCGUACCAUAAGACACAGCGCCAUAGAUUUGCCUUGGCACUCGAUAAGUGGCAACUCAAAAUUCACUUUAAUAUGUGUAAUCAUUUCUGUCAGUUUUCAGUUUAUAUAAAAUGUGAGGGAUCGUUUAUCGUGUAAAAUCAUAUGCAGUUGAUAUAUGUAAUUAAUGUGUAGCAAUCGGGUGAAAAUGUGAAAUGGAAUAUAAUUUUAUCAUAAUCCAUGUCCAAGUUUGGUAAUUUCUUAUUAUUCCAUUGGCAUGAAUUUUCGCAUCCCCGUUAAUCACUAUAAUACAUACAUGUACUAAUUUAAAUUGUGCUUGCUACAACAUAAAUUUAAUUAUUGUAUAUGUUAUAUUCAUUUACCAGGUUAAAAAUAAUUGAGUUUGACGUCGGUAUAUAGGCCCUUUGGAUCUUGUUCAAUUGGCAUGCCAAAAGUUUUUGAUGUAACCACAAAUAAAUGUAAAUAUCACUAAGAUACUGAAUAUUUGCAAGUAGAAUACGAAUUAUUGUGAUAAAUAUCCUUGUCUCUAAUAGGACCUGUUUAUAAAUUUCAACCUAUAGUCAUUAUGCUGCAUCCAACCAAUUUCUGUUUUCUUUAAUUGUGCCCCCCCCCCUAUUCCUACAGUACCAGGUCAAUUCUAAGAUGUAAUAGGCUCUGUAAUAUCCGCCAUUUUGAAAUCCAAGAUGGCGACGAUUAACGGUAUAUGAAUGUAAACUGUGUAUCUACACGAUGUUAUUGAAAAGCUGGAAUAUGUUGUGUGUGUAUUUUUUCGCUCCGUGUCACUGUCUGCAUAAAAUGUUAUAUGUUGGUGUAAAUAUAUAAAAGGGAGAUAAUUUUGUCUGUAUAUCUUUACAAUAAAAUUUAUAAAUAAACUCUAUUAAAGUUGUAUACAACCAGGAACAAAUUA
Messenger RNA from Lytechinus pictus (painted urchin), 11085 nucleotides. Its product is annotated as histamine H2 receptor-like. Gene Ontology annotation, cellular component: plasma membrane. The transcript has a single exon. NCBI's taxonomy places the organism in Eukaryota, Metazoa, Echinodermata, Echinoidea, Temnopleuroida, Toxopneustidae. Gene Ontology annotation, biological process: adenylate cyclase-activating adrenergic receptor signaling pathway. Gene Ontology annotation, molecular function: G protein-coupled receptor activity. Bases 1006 to 2367 code for a protein of 453 amino acids. The record is from RefSeq and is a predicted model, not a curated record.